AUGAGCUCGCCAAAGCGGCCGGGGUCUCCUUCACCAGGCUCUGAUUCAAAACGUGCAAAACUAUCAGUAACGGAGCACAACCAGGGCGUAUCCGCUGUCGACCCCGACUCUGCGCCCGGCAAACGUAGCGAGCUCGAUCCCAUCCAGUCCGGUGACAUUGGGAACCUCCCCAGCGAGGAGGGUGUCGUUGCAGGAGAGUCAUCUUCUCGACCCGAUGCACGCGUGAAGGUGUUGGGAGAUGAUGAGGAUGGUGGAGAUGUGUCUAUGGGUGAGGAUGACGGCGAAUCUGGUGACGAAAACGACGAUGAAGACCCGGCACAACUGGAAGCUACGCGCCUUCGUCUCGAAGAGCAGGCAAGGAAAUAUUUGGCCUCCCAGACUCACGAGGUCAUCAUUCCGUCAUAUUCUGCCUGGUUUGAUAUGGCCAAGAUACAUCCUGUCGAGCGCCGGGCCUUACCUGAGUUUUUCAACUCCAGGAAUCGGUCCAAAAGUCCCGCAAUAUACAAGGACUAUCGUGACUUCAUGGUCAAUACCUACAGGUUACGGCCUACAGAGUAUCUCACCGUCACUUCCUGCCGUAGAAACCUUGCAGGCGACGUCUGUGCCAUCAUGCGCGUCCACGCGUUUCUCGAGCAAUGGGGUCUGAUUAACUACCAGAUUGAUCCAGAUGCUCGUCCUGCCGCCCUUGUUCCUCCGUUUACAGGCCAUUUUCGUGUUAUACUUGACACGCCACGGGGUCUUCAGUCGCUUCACCCCGGCUCAAAACCUUCUAAUCCAGGUGCGGCUGCCGUCAAUGACACUCAAAAACCUAAUACUGCGGCAAAUUCUGCUUCUCUCGAACUUCGUUCAUCCAUAUACCAAACUUCAUCCAAGUCAAGUCGGCCUGUGAGUGCCUCAGAGGCCAAAGACCUCGCAAACGAGGCCAAUGGAAGCACACCUGCCAGCGGUCUCUACACUUGUGAUACCUGCGGCACUGAUUGCACUCCCCUCCGCUACCACUCUCUAAAAGAAAGGAAGUUCCAGCUCUGCACUCCGUGCUACCUCAAUGGGCGCUUCCCUUCUACCAUGUUCAGCGGGGACUUCGUCAAGCUGACGAGCACUACUCCGGAGGGCAACGAUGGCUGGUCAGAUCAAGAAGUUCUCUCGCUACUCGAAGGGAUAGAGAUGUAUGACGAUGACUGGAGCAAAAUUGAAGAGCAUGUCAUGACAAAGACGGCCCAGCAGUGUAUACGCAAAUUCUUGGAACUGCCGAUCGAGGACCCGUACUUGAAUAGCGAGGGUUCUAUGGGCCCUCUGAGGUUUAGCAGAAUGCCAUUCGAGCAGGCUGACAACCCUGUCAUGAGCGUUGUUGCCUUCCUGGCUGGAGUUGUGGGACCGGGGGUGGCAGCAGAAGCAGCAAAAACGGCCUUGCAUGAGUUGACGGAUGACGCGAAACCAGAAACUGGGAAAGAGGAUGGCAAGAUGGGUCAGGACCAGCCAGAAGGCGAGGCUAACCAGUCGAGGACUGACGAGGAGAUGGCGGAGGAAGGCAAGGUGCCAUCCCGUACACUACCUCAUUCCAAAGUUACCCGGGCAGCUGACUUGGCCCUCAAAUCGUCAGCCAAAGCCGCCCAAUCUCUCGCUGACGCCGAAGAUGCACAGAUCCGGUCGACUCUUGCUUCGAUGAUCAAGCUGACGCUCACCAAGCUUGAGUUGAAGAUGUCGCAGUUUGAAGAGUUGGAGGACAUUCUGGAAGAGGAGCGGAAGGGGUUGGAGAGUACGAGAAUGGCCCUUGUGCAAGAACGGUUGGGACUGAAAAAAAUGGUGGACAACGUCAAGUCUCUCAUUGCAAAAAAUGGGAACGGAGUCAAUAGUCUUAACAGUGUAUCGCUCGGAAACAGCGGCCAAGGGACUGUUGUCAAUGAGGUGCAACCCGGGACGUCAAUGGAAGGUGGCAUGGGGCCCGUAGAGGAUGGUAGCAUGUUACAGCUGACCUAAUUCCGUGUAUAUCCUGACUUUUUUAUAUAUUGCUAUUGUGCUUUCGUGUACAUUAUACUCUACAUUAGAACAGAUGCAUUCGUUAAAAUGACAGUUGCACAGCUGCGUCUAGCGGUUCUGGCCC
This is a messenger RNA of Guyanagaster necrorhizus, 2101 nucleotides long. Its product is annotated as SWIRM-domain-containing protein. The record is from RefSeq and is a predicted model, not a curated record. Gene Ontology annotation, molecular function: histone binding; zinc ion binding; DNA binding. The coding region runs from base 1 to 1977 and encodes 658 amino acids. Gene Ontology annotation, biological process: positive regulation of DNA-templated transcription. The transcript has 2 exons. NCBI's taxonomy places the organism in Eukaryota, Fungi, Basidiomycota, Agaricomycetes, Agaricales, Physalacriaceae. Gene Ontology annotation, cellular component: SWI/SNF complex.